This is a messenger RNA of Closterium sp. Naga37s-1, 3749 nucleotides long. Lineage: Eukaryota; Viridiplantae; Streptophyta; Zygnematophyceae; Desmidiales; Closteriaceae. The record is from the annotation of a GenBank genome assembly.
AUGCAGUCUCCCCGCUGAGCUUUGAGCAGCGGGUGGGCGUGCUGGUGGGGGCGGCACGCGGCUUUGAGUAUCUCCACAGCUUUCCCAUCGUUCACCGCGACAUCAAACCCGCCAACAUCCUGCUCGACGGCAGCAUGCAGGCCAAGAUUGCAGACUUUGGGCUUGUGAGGAGGGGCGAGGCCACCACCGCGAAGAGUACGCGAUUGGGGGGAACACCGGGCUAUAUGGAUCCCUCCUAUAUUGAAACCAAUAAGGUCACCACCGCCACUGAUGUCUACAGCUUUGGCAUUGUGAUGCUCGAGGUGAUGGCAAGCCGCCCCGUCGAGACCGAUUCUUUCCUCGUUCGCUCCAAUAAAGAGGCGCGUCAGCAACUGCACAUCCUUCCCUGGGUCCAGCAGCAGCUGGCUCAAUAUGGCGGCAGCGAGGCAGUGGCAUGGCUAAAGGACGCGCGCAUGGAGGCGCGGGAUGAGUUGGUGUUGAGGGUGGUGCAGCUGGCACUGCGAUGCACCGCCAUGCCGACUGCCAUGCGGCCGGCCAUGACAGAGAUUGCAGCCGAGCUGGAUGCUGUGCUGGUGGAAGUGGGCGGCAAACGCAUCAACUCCGCCGCCCAUCAGGUGGAUCAGGAAAUGGAGUCGCAGAGCUUGUCUGCUCCGACUGAGCUCACUCACCCACCAGAGGUCAUGGCUUUCCGCGGCACAGCCGUCACGCCGUCCUCCUGCCGCGAUCCGCCUAUUGCACGAUUCUGCCCGCACGCGCAAGCAGACGUUACCCCCCUUCCGCCCCCGCCGUCGAUUUGGCCUCGCGAUCCGACGGCCCACCUCGACUCGUCCGAUGCGCGUCUCGAGUCGCCCUCGCGUUUCAAUUACGAAAAUAUCACAGCUUCCCCGUCGUCGAAUCUUAGGGCUGGUUCCGAACCUGGUUUGUCUUUAGCGGGGGCGCAUGGGGAAGGUUUGCCCCAAUGCGCGCAGCCUGCCCCUGUAGCGCGGGACUCUUCUUCCGCCGUUUCCGCCGCCUGCAGUCUUGUUUGCGCGCAUUGCGCCUCCAUCCUCGUCCCUUGCCUCUGCUGCGCCGCGCUCCUUAUUCCCCCCCCUCUGCCGUCCGCUUCCCUGGCUGCGUGCCGCGCAACCCCUCCCCGCCUGCGCGCCUGCGGGGAAAAGGCGGGGAAGGGAGCGGCUUGCGGCAAUGGGGCGGCGCAGAAAGGUAUUGGCGGAAACAGGGGGAGAGGCGGAGGUAGCGUUGGUGAAUGCCGAGGGGUAGGAGGGCCGGGCGUGACAGAGGCAGCAAACGAAUCAGGAGCAACAGGAGCAGCAGGGGGAGCGGCAGCUGCGGCGGCAACCCCGGCAGAGGCGGUGGUGACUGGUGAAGAUGUGGGGGGUGGCGGGAUAGGUUGCUCGCCACUUCCGCUGCCCCUGUCGCCCGUCAGUUCUCCGCACACAGUUGGGGGCAGCACGCAGCAGCGUAGUGAUGGGUGCAGACAUGGAGGUGAGAGAUGCGAGGGAGGAGAGGGAGGAGAGGGAGGAGAGGGAGGAGAGGGAGAAGGAGCAGCAGAGCAAGGCAUGGUAACAGCGGGCAUGCGCUGUGGUCGCUGUGGCAUUGCUCUGCUGCACCCCUUCUGGCACCCCACAAACCCAUCUGCCGCCGCCGCUACUGCUUCUGCUGCUGUUGUUGCUGCUGCUGCUGCUCCUGCUGGCGCUGCUGGAUCGAAGACUAUCAUUGAUGCCAGCAAUGUGAAUAAUGGUGGUGAUUGCACUGCCUCUGCUGCCCCUGCUUGCACUGCCGCUGCUGCUCCUUCACAUGCUGCUGCAGCAGCAGCUGUGGCAGCACCGCGUGCACAUGUGUGGCCUGUGGGAGCAUCGAGCAGCGCCUGGGUGGGAGAGCACCAAUCACCGUGGGACAGCUGGCGCGAUCUCCUUGGGGUUUGGCCGGCGCAAGAGCUUCCCCUUGCCGUGCACUCUAAUGCUCCUUCGCGCUCCAACGUCCCUCCUCCCACACGUGGCAACGACAGACACCACAGCGGCUGGCAGGUGGGGGGUGCGGAGACAGCAGGGGUGGCGAGAACUAGAUUACUGGGGAGUGGAGAGCGGUGGAAGGGCCGUCAGGGUAAUCCGCACGCGGAAAAGGAUGGUGGAGGGAGGAAAGGUGGGGCAAAGAGUGGAGCAGGGGAGAAAGGUGGGGAGGGGGAUGUGAGAGUGGAAGGGCAGGGUCUAUCAAGUGAGCGAAGAGGAGCAGGGAGAGGGGGACGAGACUAUGGCGGUUGUGCUGCUGUUGCUGUAAGGCGCGCGGCCAUGGGUGCAGGGAGGCAGAUGAAGACAUGUGAACGGGCGGCCAAGAGAGUGUGCUUCGGCACGCAGGAACCCAAGGGCACCACAAACACAGCCACACGCCCUGCCCGCCAGUCCCUCACACCCACCCGUGCAUCAACCAGCAAGGCAACGCACCCAUCUCUAUCCCCUCCUUCCAACACCAUGCCUCCUCCUCGCACUCCCUCACUCCCUCUCCCCGUCUCUCCUGCUGCUGCUGCCACCCACGCCACCCCUCCCACACAGCCCUCCAGAUUUCUCCAUUCGUCCACGCCUUCCUCCCCUCAGCCUCCCUACACACAGCCCAUGCGGCCGCACUCGUCUCUUCCCUCCCCUGCCCGUGAAUUUUCUCCUCUGCCUCCUGCCCGUGCCGUAAACCCUCGCGGUGGUGCUGCUGGGACGAUUAGGGGCUCUCAGCCCGGGCAGAACCAGGCUGCUUGUUCUCUGUCCCCAGCAGCAGCAGGAAGGGGAGGCGGAGGCGGAGCCAAGGCUGCAGCAGAAGCUGUUAUGCCAGCAGCAGUAUCGGAGACAGCAGAGAUCGCAGAGAGAGCAGGAGAAAGAGGGGCAGGUGUUGGGGGAUGCGGAAGGGCAGCGGGGGCAGCAGGGGCAGCAGGGCAACAGAAAAGGGUGCGGUUUCUGGAUGGUCUGGGGGGAAGUGGCAUAGGAGAGAGCACUCCUGAGGCAGAUGGUGGUGGUACCUGGCCUGGAGGAGGGGGCGAGAGGAGUCUACCUCUCUCAUUCCUCCAUGCCAGACUGAUUCAGCACACUAGCCAGUGCAGCAGGAGGAGCAGCCAAGAGGGCACGGAACUGGGAUGUGCUUUAGGAGAAGAUGUUCGCCCUGGUCCAGCCGUGCAGAUGCCGCAGCCCACUGAUCCUUCCUCCUCCCACCCUCACCAUGCACCUCUGACCUCCCAUCCACAGUGCCUCACCGCCACCGGUUCCCACACUCUCCCUUCUCUGUCCUCCCCUCCGCAACCAACCUUGCUUCUGCGCCAGCAGGUCAACUCCUUGUUGCGCCUUCUGCAUGACCUCGCCUUUACACUUGCAUGCCCACCCCCACUCGCACCCCUUGCACCCCUCGCUUUCCAAACUGCUCAUCGUGCCUCUCAUCAAGGCCCCGCGGUCUCCCUCGUCUCAAUCCCCAACCCCACUCGCACGCACCUGCAGCAGAUUCCUUUCAGGGGCUCAGGGCCACAAGCCUGCCCAGAGUCUGGCUGGGCGAUGGGAAUGGGAAUUGGCAUGGGCAUGGGCAUGGGCAUGGGCAUGGGAAGGGAUGGCUGGGGUGAUAAGGGGCUCGGGGGAAUGGAGGAGUAUGGGAGGGAGGGUUUUGUGGACGAGUUAAUGGAGGAGAGCCCGAGUGUGAGUGAGAGGAGGGAGGCUGUACAGCUGUCGCACCAUCUGUUGGUGCUAGCAUACCAUGAGCUUGCUCAUCUUGAUUCUCUCAUUUGA